AGCGAUGCUGGCUCCGGCUCUUCAAGAUAAAAGACCGCGUCUCCCUACUCCAUUUUCUGAUUGAGAGACCAAGAAGAUGAUGAGCUACGAUCUUCUAGCAGUACCUGUGAUUUCACGACUACAGUUUAGGGAGCAGCUUCUAGUCGGUCUUUCCAUUCCUCAUAAUGAAGCGACAAACAUUGCUUCAUUCUCCCCUAGUUUCUAAGUAAACAUAAGCAACAUGAUUAACGACCACGAGGGAAAAUAAAGAUGACGCUGCGUCCUCGUCCUUGCUUUGUCAUCCCGCGUCGGCCUUACUCGGCCAGCAGUGCGGCGUUCAACGGUGCUCCUUCAACAAGCUCACUAGAAACGACUGUGCUGAUAGAAGGGUCUCAUAGUUCUACCGUAGGGCGGGUACCUUCGACUGGUAGCGCGUCGCUUCCAACGACCACAACCUUCACUUCGAGCAGCCCUUCGACUUCCACGUGGCAGUCGCCAACCAGUACAACUAUAGAUCCUUGUUCAGUUGUAGCAGCCGAAAGACAACAGGGCGCUGUCCCUACAACGGACUACGCUGAAGAUGUUGGUCGAUUAUGCAUGGAUUUCCACGCAGCCUUCUUGCGUGGUGCCCUUUGUGACACGCUUCUUUCGAAUUUGUACGUGCAAAGGCAUUUACUGCGUCCGGGUGAAGCGGCCACGAUAUUGAAUUUAUGUCGAGUGCUCAGGUCUUGAUCUUCGCAUAACGAAAAAACUCAAAUUGGCCCUUCGGAUUUCAUCACAAUUUCUCGUCAGCAAGGCUGUGUCUCUGUCCUACGCCUAGUAGAAUUAAGGGUAGGUUAAAGGUGCUUUUCUUACCGCUUUUUAUGCCUCUCCUAAGGGAAAAAGGCAUAACAAGCGGGGUAAGGGAGCACCAAAAACCUACCUCUAAUAGAAGAUAAAUUACUCCGCCUUCGUCCUCAUCGUACUUACUUGUUUAAGAACACAGUCAACAUGCUUAGCAGUGCAUUCAACAUUGGUACAGCCUCCACCCUUGCCUUUCAUUCUACCAUCUAGCCCGACUCCGCGUCAUGAAUCCACGGAACAAGCAGCAGACAUCCUGCAGUUCUCGAGGUGUAGGCCAACAGCUAUGGGAUGGCGUCGUUGCGGAUAGUCUCAAGAAUCUUUCGCUGUGUGAAAGUGGUGACACAUUGGCAACGCUGGCGAAUGCGUUCGCGGUUGCAAACCAAAGAGAUGAAGCGUUUUUAAAACGUUUGGGGGAUGAAGUGACUUAUGAACUUGCUAUUGGGAUAGGCUUAGGGUCAGGCAUUACGCAUGACAGUAUGAAGAUAUCAGGGCUUAGGGUUAGCAGUCGUCAGGGAAAUCUUAGGCAGAUUGCCGAAUAGAUUCGCGCCAUCAUGAAGAUAUCAGUAGGUAGGCGAAAAACGCCGCAGGCAGAGGCACAUCAACAACUCGAUCUAAAUAAUAAUGAGGAGGAUCUUCAUCAGUUCCUCAAUAUUUAGUGUCCCGCCGUGAUCACUUUUUACCUGAUCUAAAGAAAACAGCGACUACGAGACUUCGAAGACUGGCGUUCACUGGUAAAGGAGACAGGCAUGCGGGGACAAGAAGAUGGAGUCGGAGAUGAAGUUAAUAAUACGAGCAACGGUACAACAGCCUCGAGACGACGUCUAGACCGCGUCGUGGACAAUCAAGUGUUGAUCUCCCCUAGAAGUGUUGCGAUGCUGGUCAACGCUUUCGGAAGGCUCCAAAUUCCCCACCAGGAAAUGCUCGAAGCGGUGUCGGAGUAUCUCGUGAAUCGGCUUGUUCCAUUAGAAGACGAACAGAACAAGAGGACGAGCAAGAAAAAAUUGAUAGAGGAAGAUGAGAAUCUCAUUGAAAGUGUGAACGAAGUGCCGGCGUUACAUGAGCAGAUCAACUUUGUGACUCCUGAGAAGCUGAAUGCAGUGGAUGUUGCAAAUCUCGUCAAUGGCUUCGCUAAAUUGAACUACUUUCAUUAUGGGUGUACGGAAUUCAUUUCCUUCUCCAAAGUCACCUGGAAAAAAAGACAAGAGGAAAAAGGGAGCCAGGUGAUCCCUGAGAUGAAUUUCCAAUACCUCUAAUUUCAACAUGAGGAGCUUUUCUGUGCUUUGCCCUACGAGCGUUUGGCGCCUACGUUCGAGCAAGCGCAUUUGGCGAUGAUCGCAAACGCUCUAGCCAAGUUUUCUAGUGCCACAAAGGUGUCUUGUUCUCCGAUUGUGCAAAUUCUGUGUGAGAGGGCUAGGGCAAUUUGUAUGGCAAAGCAAGAGGAUAACUGGCCUGCCUGGAGAAUGUCGAAGAAAAUGGAAGUUGCUAGAAUGAUGGAGACGUCCUUGACCUCGACUGCUUUGACAAGUACUAGUACUGGUAGUCGUGCAGAAGGUGGGAAAACAUCAAGUACAAGUACAACGCCUCCUCCUAGUCCUAGUGGAAAGAAGACCAACAAGGACAAGAGAGCCAACAAUUCUUCACCUGCCAGUACAACUUCUAGAACAUCUUCAUCUUCUGGUUUAUUCUUAGCACCGAAUUACCUUCCGAGCUUCGUUCAUGCAAUCGCCACGAAGAUGCAAAUCGUCAACCAAGAGCUGAGAGAAGUGACGUUUUUGAGUCUAGCGCGUGCAGACCCCGCAGCUUUCGAGAUAUGCGAUUUGGUGAUGCUUUUGCCUUGUCUUCCGCGUCUGUUUCCGGGUGGAUGGAAGUUUCGUGGGACUAAUGAAAAUGCUCCGUCUUCAUCCAGAAUAACAUCAACAUCCAACACAACAACUACAUCGAAAAUCAUCCAGAACAACAAGAAGACUCUGAUGAAUAUACCACCAUCCGUAGCUGAAGUAGUCGCUCCGCUCUUCCUACAAGCAGUAAAGGGUCCGAGAAGAGGGCUAGUGGAGUACCAGGGUCACGCACUGGCUAGUAUAAUGUGGGCAGCUGCGGUUUUGCGUCUAGGGGACACAAGAUUUUGGAUUCCGUCACUGGAAUUCUGUGCGUUGCAGAUGCAAACGACCGCAGAUCAACCUGUAGCUGUGACAAUAUCAGCAUCACCGAAUAGACGUAGAGAAGCCCGUAAUGCGGUGAUAGGGAACCAGAAGAUGAACAUUAUGGCAAGAUAACUGAACUCGAAGGUCGAAUGAGGCUACUUAACAAGAUAAAGUACAACUAGCUGUAGCUACUACUACUACUUAGAUGAACCAAUUAUACCAAGAAAUAUUAGCAAUAACGAUGCAUCAAUUUCAAUGGCAAUGGGUCCAGCUCUAACAUUCUGGGCAAGCAGGCUUCUGUCUUGUUUUACUUAUCGCCGCAGACGGUUCUGGGUCCGGAGUUCGCCCUAUCUGCAGUGCGGUCUAUUCAAGCCGGUGUUAGUUCCUCUGAAGAUGGCGAAACGCAAACACGUGAGCCACCUGCUACUAGAAGAAGUCUCGUUUCAUCUGGUAAGGGGCAAGACUUAGCAAUACCUUCUCUCCAAGUACAAGAACAAUCGAUGAGUCGGGGAGCUGAUGUUGGUCAACAAAGUACAACUAGGAAUGCCCAUGCUGAACAAGUGAUAGGUGUAGUCCAGCGUUACAUAGACGGAAGCGUUCGCGUCAUACAGGAGCUUGAAGAUAUAAAGGUGCUUGCCCAGUGUGCACUUGGGGCGGCUAAGUGGGCUCUCGUAAUCGGCCAGAACGCACAUGUUUUAUCCGUGUCCCAGUUUUUCGAUGCCGUGUCAAUGUUAAGGAUUUGUUUUUUGAUGUCUUCUGGACGAAAAUUUCCCGUGCUCCAGGAAAUUCAACUAACUGAAGCUCCUGUGAACUACAUGCCAGGAUGAUGAAAACUGUACCUAGCAUGACUUCUAUCUGCUCUAAUAUUCUCAGCAAAGAGAAUACUCACGACGACUCCUGGCACUACGUCUUCAACAUCAUCUUCGACGGGAAGUUCAGCUAGAACAAGCGCGACUACUACUACUACUAGACUGCAAGAUCUGGCACAGUUAGCCACGGCUUUCCGCAUAAUGGAUAUUCCGGAUCAGAGUUUGUUCGAUAGCAUCGGCAUGGCAUUUGAGGGCUUAGCGCUUCCUGUUGGUAUCCAAGGUCCUGACGAGGAUGAAGAGUUUAGUAGAAGAGGGAGAAAGCCGAAGAUGCCGACGUCAUGUCGUGGAGAGAGUGACGAAGCUAGUAAUAGUAGAAAGGAAGUAGAAAAUAAGUCUACACCAGGACUAGAUACUCCAGAAUGUAACACGGGGUCCACUCCGAAAUCCCAUUUUGUUAACAAAAUCCUUAAUGACGCAGCAAGAACAACUACAACCUCUUCCGCCUUUUCGCAACAAAAGAAGUAUGAGGCUGCGGUUUUAGACGCCUUUGUGGCCUUAGAGUUGAAGCACAGCAGUUAUGCGACGUUAAAUGACCGCGUGAUGGAGAGGAGAUUGGAGACGCAGGAAAAGAGCGGAAGCGCAGCUGCAUUCGGUACCAUCGUGGAUGUAACGGAAGAUGGGGAAAGAGAGCCAGACUUUGUCGAAAUCUAA
Messenger RNA from Amoebophrya sp. A25, 4483 nucleotides. The record is from the annotation of a GenBank genome assembly. Lineage: Eukaryota; Dinophyceae; Syndiniales; Amoebophryaceae.